GAUCCAAUUCGCAGAAGGCGACGAUGAAGACGGAAACGAAGUUGGGGGCUUGGGAGUGGGUGAGCGCGUGGAAGAGAGAGGAGCAGGCGGUGUGGGAAUUGGAGAGGAUACUAUUAUGUUUGGUGCCAAGCCCUAAACGGCGCCGUUUUCAUGAUGUGGCUGGGGACUAAUUUAUCUUUCUAUGACACCUGAACAUGUUGCUGGACACGCUGGAGAAUAACAGUGUCAAAUCAGCUUUUUUUGAUGGCAUAAAACAGAUAAAUGAGUCUGGAGAUUGUUUUAGCUGCUGGAGAGAAAUCAUGAGACUAAUUUGUAUAUUGAUUUUUUUUUUUGAGAUUAAAACGUCCAAUUUUAAAAUUCUCGAAAACUGAUUUAAAUAGUUACUCCAGAAAUUUUUACUAAGGUUCACCAUACUGAUCAUAUCACAAGCUUUUCAAAGUAAAAUCUAAAAUGAUUUUGGAUUCAUCACAAUGAAAUUAACCUUUUUUUUGAAAUUACUUAUUCUUUUUAAUCCAAACUAAGUUGCUUAAUUAUCAAGAUUGAUUUUGCUUUCUUCACAGGUUAAGCUUCCAGUAAUUUUGUCUCCUUCUGCUGUUGCGAGAGAAGACUUUGCGGGGAAAAUGGUUGCGAGCAUUGUUGGCGAUACAAUCGCUAAAAUCACAGAGAGGUUGAACUCUCUCAAUAUUUUUGGCAAAAAGAGCACCACCAUCGCUGAGAAUAUCAAACUUCAUCUGUUAUGCAUCAAGGAGGAGCCAGAGGACAGUGAUGCUGCAACACCUCGAUGGAUUACUGAUGUCACGGAUGCCGUCAUCGAUUUGUGGGACUUGUUGGACGAUCUAAAUCUUCCUCCAGCUGAUGCCAGUGUGCCUCCAAAACAGAGCACCAUGGCAACAUUCUUCUCUCUUUACAAGCCUACACCUCGUGGCCUACUUCUUAAACUCGAGCAAAUUGAGAAUCGACUACAACGCAUUGCAACCGACUCAACCAAGCUUCCUGUGAAGAGCAACAAAAAGCUAACGGACUCGGAUGUGCAGGGUGGAGAAAUAGAGUUUGUCGGGAGAAAAGAAGCUAAGGAAAGAUGGAUAAAGAGGAUCUUGGAACCGACAAGAGUGGAUAAUGGCAAUUUUCCAGUCUUUGCCAUUGUAGGGAUUCAAGGGAUAGGGAAGACGAGAUUUGCUGAACAUGUUUGUAACGAUGACAGUAUUAUAAGUAAGUUUGGUUCGGUGAUUUGGAUUUACGGCAUCCGUGAUGAUGAGUUCUAUGCCGAGUCUGUUUCGAACCGUGUGAAUGGGGCGAUUCAUGAAUUCGUAAUGAAGAAGAAGAUGAUGAAACUGGAAGAGAAGGAGAAUGACUCUAUUGUCAUGGAGGAAAAUCUUGAUCUUGGAGAAGCCGUGAGCGAGGAGAACAGAUUUCUUCUUGUGCUGGAUGACUUUCCAAAUGAGAACCGUGAGGAAUGGGUCAAGUUGCAGCAGAAACUGGUGGAGAUACAUGGUUCAGCUGGAGGUGCAAUCCUUGUAACUACACGUAGUUAUCUUGUAGUCGAUGUUAUUAGCCCAAAAUUUCGGCAAAGACUAGGAGAGCUGAGCAAAGAAGAUUCAUGGAUUCUAUUUGAGCAAGUUGUAGGAGGAAAAGGAGAAGAAGGAGGUCCAAGUGAGUCAGAUACCAGAGACACACAAAUGAAGAUGGUAAAAAAGUGCUGUGGUGUCCCCUUAGCGAUAAUAAGAAUGGCUAGAAUGUUCAGGUCUCGUGAGGUUAAAGAAUCAGAGUUAGACUAUUUAGAGGUGGAAUUUAUGCAGGAGAUGCAGUUGAUAUAUCACAACGAGCUCCCCUCUUGGCAUCUAAAGCAAUGUUUUGCUUAUUUAUCGUUUAUAUUCUCUACGUCAUAUAUAGUUCAUUCUGAGAUGUUAAUUAAGCAUUGGAUGGCGGAGGGAUAUCUUGGACCUGUGAAUAUGUGUUGUUUUGCUUCUUCUCCUCAAUACCCACAACCAGAAGAUUUGGGUCUCGACUGUAUACGAGAUUUUUGCCGCAGGUCAAUCUUAGAUGACACCGACUUCUGCUCUGUGCCUUAUGAUCUAAUGAAAGAACUAUCAAACUUUGUGGCUGGCAAGGAGAACUUCCAUAUCCACAUGUACAAUAAUGACAAGACUGUCAAGGAAACAAUCCGCCGAGUGGAGCUGACUGAUGACUUUGAUGUUUCAAAUAGUAGACUCAAAUCACUCCUUUCUAACAACAAAAACCUGCGUGCAGUCUCCUUCAACAUGUCCCUUCUCGAUACGUGGUCAUUGCGGAUUCUAGACGAGGUGAAGUUAAGUUGGUCUAUUUGUGCGUUCAAGAGCUUGCGUGUGUUGAAACUAUCAGAGCUGGGUAUGAAGAUGUUACCCAUUUCAAUUGGGGAGUUGAAGAGUUUAAGAUACCUUAAUCUAUCACGCAACAACAUGAAGAAGCUUCCCAAUUCCAUUUGUAAGUUGAAGCAUUUGCAGACGUUAGUAUUGUCUCGUUGUCACAGGCUCAGAGAGUUGCCCCAUGAUUUGAAUCGUUUGAAGAAUCUUAGGCACCUGGAGAUAGAGGAAUGUACCAUCUUACACAUAUGCCUAAGAUGAAGACACUGACAAAUCUUCAAACAUUGUCACAAUUCGUGGCCAGCAGCAGCCAAAAUUACAAGAACAUUCAAGAUUUUGGGGAUCUCAUUAGUCUGAAUAACUUGAGAGGGAAGUUGGAAAUUUCACAUUUGGAGCGAUUGAAAUUUAAGGAAGGGGAGGACGGACUUGCCUAUUUGAAAGAUAAACAGUAUCUUAAGCAACUUAUUCUGAAAUGGAAUCACGAAGAUGAGGAGGAGGAGGAGGACAAUAAUAAUAACCAUGACCAAAUAUGCCUAGGACAUCUUAAGCCACAUGCAAAUCUACAAGAGCUACACAUUGUUGGAUAUAGAGGUAGACAGUUUUCAGAUUGGCUCUGGUCCCUUGAAAAUCUUGUUGAGUUCAAUUUGUACAACUGCUCCACAUGUCAAUCUCUUCCUCCGUUAGAUCGAUUUCCUAAACUAAAAAUUCUCAAACUUCAGAGAUUGGAUUCUCUGCAGUACAUAACAGACCGAGUAGGUGAUUGCAGUGAGCUAGGACUGGAACUCCUAAAGGAACUUUCAAUAUCAGAUUGCCCAAAGCUCAGUAGCUGGUGGAAGAGUAGAACUUGCAGCAUUGCUAUGUUCGGUUCCAUAUCAGAAAUGAUUAUCAGAUACUGUCCAGAACUAGGAUGUAUGCCACUGUAUCCGAAUCUCGAUGACGGUUUGGUGCUAGAAGGCUCCAGCGUGAAACCAUUGCUGGAAACCAUCAAUCAUACAAGUGCUAGCAAUAACAGUCUGCUACCAGAUUCAGACCCCGUUUCAAAUUCUUCCCCACCCCUCUCCAACCUGAAAUAUUUAUCAAUGAUAAAUGUGGAGGAACAAUCUCUCCUUCGAGAAGAUUGGGCAAAAAACCUCAUUUCUCUUGAAUAUCUUUAUAUUAGUGACAAAAAGUCUCUCACUUCAAGGAAAAGAAGUGAGAAAACUUGUCUAAUGAGAUGCUUCAAACAACUCAGCUCACUUAAAGAUAUGGUUAUCAGAAACUGUAGAAGACUUGAUUUACCUGAUGAGGAAUGGGAGGGCCUGCAAAGCCUCAAAUACCUGGCAAUGGAUGAAAUAAUGGAGCUAAAAUCUCUUCCUGAAGGAAUUAAACAUCUUACCUCUCUAAAAUCUCUAUCCAUCAACAAUUGUCCUGAGUUAACAACUUUGACUGAGGUCAUAGGCCACCUGACAUCCCUUGAACGGCUUUCGAUCAGGGACUGCCACAAGUUAGCUAUGCUUCCCCAAAGUAUGAUCAAGCUCACUUCUCUAAGGUCGUUAUGGGUUGACAACUGCCCGCUGUUGCUGCCAAGGUGUCAAGAGGAAACCGGCAAUGAUUGGCCACAAAUUAAGCAUAUCAAGCAUAUCUCUGUCACUGCUACCUCUCAAGUCUACGAGGAAUGAUAUUAACGAAGCCAAACAGGUUCAUCUCAGCCCCCACAUGUUAUUUGAACAAAGAACAAGAUGGAGACUUGGCAUUACAGAUGAAGAUCAAUGCAUGUUACUCUUGGAUUUUCCAAUGGGCUGGUAUAACAAUAAAUUAUUCUCCUUUUUUAUCAAACACCAGCGCAUAAAAGAGAAACUUGAGAAACACAUUUUUAAUAUUUCGCUGCUCUGAUUUUUGAAUGUUGAAAGAUGCGACAUUACUCUCUUCAUUAGUCCUUUGUGGAUCCUCUCCACAUGCUAACAAAAAUUGACACUGUCCAAUUGAUAUAUACUUUGUCUUAUUGAUUGAUAAUUCUGAACCUACACCUGUUGAAGUCAUAUAUAAAAAUAAUGGAGAACAUAAGAGAGAUGGUAGCUUAUAACAAACUUAACUAACUUCUCUUAAAUAUUUGAGAAUUGCUUAACUAACUAUCUUAUAACUCUAUGCAUCCCCUCUAAACAUAAUCUUAGAUAUAUAGUUUGCUAAUUGAGAGUGAGUUUCGCUUUGGCUUUGAAACUCUCUAAAGUUGGUGCCGAGAGUGGUUUAUUUAGAAUCUGUUAUUUAAGAGGAGUGUAGUUGGGGGACAUUUUUUUUUGUCUGUGUAUAUCACAGAAUGAAGAUCAAGCACAAAGUGCUUGGUUUAUUGUAGAGAAAAAGAUUUGCAACAAAAACACUAAGCUCAAAGUGCUUAGCCUUACUACAGAAGAAUUAAUGAACUAGUUGAUUUUCAAUUACUGCCCGCAUUAUCAUUUUUUUCCAACAUAAUCGUGUCUGGUUCACAAAUUUGUAUAAUUUAAAACUUUAUCCCCAAUGCUCAGUAAAUAAGUUAAAACGUCCAAUUUUCUCUUAAAUUUGUAUAAUUUAAAAGUUUAUAAUCAAAACCCAUUUGUAUAAAAUUUAGUCAAAUCUCUAUAGGUUGAACGCUUUCAAUUAAGGUGUUUUUUUUAAUUUAUUGUGUUUUCUGUCUCUUAUUCAAUUGAUUUGGUCUUCUCUAAGUAAUUUGUUCCUUCAGAAAAGAUUCCAGCUUAUUGUAAGUUUAGCUGUAAAUAAGUUGUCAAGGAAAUAAAGCUUCAGCAAUUUGACAUGCAAUGUUAUUUGUAAA
Messenger RNA from Arachis ipaensis, 5121 nucleotides. The record is from RefSeq and is a predicted model, not a curated record. Lineage: Eukaryota; Viridiplantae; Streptophyta; Magnoliopsida; Fabales; Fabaceae.